AUGGGCGCGCGAGAUGGGCUGCGACACGCGCAGUUCAAACCUAUGAAACGCGCCAUGGACGGCGCGUUCGGCGAUCGAGAGCACGGCGCGGCGGCGAACGUCGAGGGGACGACGCGCGCGCACGCGAGCGACGGAUCGAGCUUCGUCAUGACGCAGCCGAGCGGACUGGCGCGGUCGCAGCAGGUGUUCCUGGCGCAAAAGUUUUUAAAUCUGCCGGCGAUGCCGAGCUACGUCGAGAGCGAGGGAGGGAUGGUGCUCGAUCGAGUGGUGCUGAACGCGGGACGGGGGAAUUGGUGGACGACGCUCACGGCGCGCGCGCGAGCGCAACGCGCGUGGAACACGGAACAAGUGCAAGAGGGGAAGGCGCAUCGAGCGCUGUUGGAUCCAUCGAUGUACGCGUUGGGAGGGAGGUUCAGGGCAAACGCGUUGGAGAACGUGGCGGUGAAAGCGAUCGGGGAGUUGGGGUCGGUGAAGGGCGUCACGCGCGCGUUUGCGAAAAAGUUCAAGCUGAGCGACGAGAAGGACGACGACGCCGAGGCGGCGUUGAAUCCACGCGGCAGGGUCUCCGUGCAAGCGAAACUUCCGUCGCAUUUACUCAGUGUGGAUUUGUCGCACAAUGAGAGGUACCAAACGGACGAUAGGUACGUGGACGGUCCCACGUCGGCGUCGGUGAGCGUGUCCUCGCGCGGUCGUCGAGCGAUCAACUACCGCGUGAGCGCGCGCAAGUGGUUGGGGGACUUGGUACCGUUCGAUAGGAAGCACGGAGGAGGGAUGCGAACGCCGCCGAGGAAAGAAUUACAAGCUGGUGUGUCGUACGAGCAACAAGCGGUGUUAUGGCGCGGUCGUCGACGCCGCAAACCGAAAUCAUCGAGCGCGGUGAGCGGGUACACCGCGCUGCCGCAAGUGCCGACGAUUACGGUGGGGGGAAUUUACGGGGCGGUCGUGCGGAAGAGUUUAGAUGAUGAUUACAAAGAUGGCGAGCAAACUGAACUGCAAAAUUUCGGCUCGUUAUCUGUGAAUGCACAAGUUGGGUCUUUCGCACGUCCUUUGCUCGAUUUCACGUCGAUCAAUCUGCGACUCGACGCGGGCGGUAUGGGAACGCCCAACAAGCCGCUCGACGCGGCGGCUCAAACACCACUGCCUCUGGCGGAUCGUUUGAUCACCAUGGGGGGUCGAUUGAAAGCAAAUCCGGUUUCAGUGACGCUAAGUCUUGGACAGCAACUUCUCGGUCCGCUGCGAUUCAGAGCCGAAGUGCGCGCCAGCGGCGCGGAGGCUUUGUCCGCCACGCGCGCGGGCCUCUCCGCGCUCAAGGAACGAAAGACCAUGACGGAGGUUCGCGAGUCCAUUCAAAAGCAAAUCGUGAAGCCAGAAGUUGUGUACGGCUUAGAUUGUGCAUUACCUCCAACGAUCGGUAGUGCGCGCGUCGUAGCGUGGUACAACGCGACGAGACAGGAAGCCAUGGCGGAGCUCCGACUGUUCGACUUGUAG
Molecule: messenger RNA, 1488 nt
Organism: Ostreococcus lucimarinus CCE9901
Lineage: Eukaryota; Viridiplantae; Chlorophyta; Mamiellophyceae; Mamiellales; Bathycoccaceae
Exons: 1
Coding region: 1-1488 (495 amino acids)
Biological process (GO): ER to chloroplast lipid transport; acylglycerol transport
Molecular function (GO): phosphatidic acid binding
Source: RefSeq, a predicted model, not a curated record